CCUCCGAGCCUGGGAUUUAUUGCCCUGAGCAUCCGCGGGAGGCAAAGUCCAGGGGUGGAGGGAGGCACGGCGCGGGGGGUGACUCACAGCCACCCGCUGCCACCCCUGCUGUCACACCCGUGCGGUGCCAUGCUGAGCCCUGCCCUGCCACGAGUCUCUGUCCCCAGCACCCAGCUCAGCAGCACCUGGGUGAGGGGGCAGCCACCAGCCCCCUGUCUCCUAGUGAUUCCAACACAGGCUAUGACACCCCACUUUGCUUGGGGACAUGCCAUCCCAGCAGUCAUGUCCCCCAUCACCCUGUUUGGAUGUCCCCAAGACCCUCUCCCCUCCAGUAUGUGCCCUCUUCUGCCACCCCAAAACUUUGCUGGGGGUGAAUGGGUGCUUCUGGAUGCAUGGUGGGAUCGUGUGUGCUGUCCCCUGCUGUCCCUUCAUCUGCCACCAGCCUCUCCAGGCUCUCUCAGUGGGUACCAGCCGGUCCAGGAGGGCUCUGGAGCCCCCUGACCAGUUGGAGUGAACCCAAAGUGAUUCACAUCAGACAACAGAUUCCAAAUUCUCACCCAGGCCUGAUGCAGGAUGAAGUCGGAGGUGAGGGGUUCUCAUGCUGGGAGGCUGGGAGGCAAAUGCAUGCAGUAAUGAACAAUCUCAGAAGGAUGCCAGCAUCGGGGCAGGAUGGGGAGAGGAGGCUGGAGCACCAUCAAACAAUUAGGAAGGUGGCAAUUACUAGUCUAAUGAGACAUCAGGUUGAAUCCUAAAAGCAUCAAGAUUCUUUCACAGCAAGAUGUAACUGCUGCAGUGUUUGUCCUCUGGGGUAUUUGCCUGGACAAAACAUUUCCUUUCCCGCAAGACCAACAGAAUUUUGACGGGAGAAGAGGCAGCCUGUGUGCAGCUGCCCAGUGCUCUCAGUGCCUGAUCCGUGAUUGUGCAGAAAUACCCUCAAAACCAGCUUUAUUUGGGGACAAAUAGGCUACUUGGAGCUUCUGAGGACGUGGAGACCCCAAUUUUCCUCACUGGAGAAGAUUGUGGCGAGGAGCACCGGAGGGAGGGAGUGUGCCCUGCUCAGAUACACCAACAGCUUGGCCCCAAGGAAAGGUAGGGGGUUGAGACCAGAGUCCAGCCCUGGGCACUGCUUGUGUCUCCCUUGAUGUCCCCAAAGCCCCUCUCACCUGUCCUCAAUCAGGAUGACUGGAUUGAUCCAACCCUCCCUCUGCCCUCACCUCACCUCUAGUCACCCCAUAGCCCCCUGUCCCCAGCCCUGAUGUGCCACCUCACCAGAACCCCUCUCCCUGUCACAUCCCCUGGGGUCCUACUAAUGCCCCUCUGCUCUGACCACAGCUGGGGACCUCAUCCCACCUUCUACAUGGAGCUGACCCAGAUGUCCCCACCUCCCUCAUCUCCUGUGAUGGACACCGAAGGAGAUGAUUCCUGUGGGAUCAAUGUCACCGAUGUGGCCAUGGACGGUGUCACGCUGUUCAUCUGCCUCUAUGGGCUGGCUGGGAAUGGGGCUGUCCUCUGGCUCCUCGGGUUCCACAUCCGCAGGAACCUCAUCACCGUCUAUAUCCUCAACCUGGCAGUUGCUGACUUCACCUUCCUUCUCUUCAUGUUCCCCUACUCCCUUCUCUACCUGCUGGAUGACGUGUCCUGCUCCACUCUUGUGUCCCUGAAGUACCUGAGGUCCCUUCUCCUGCUGUCCCUGUUCUCCUACAACAUGGGGCUGUACCUGCUGGCAGCCAUCAGCAUUGAGAGGUGUGGCUCGAUUCUCUUUCCCCUCUGGUACCGCUGCCACCGUCCCAAGCGCCUGUCAUGGGUGGUGUGUGCCCUGCUCUGGGCACUCUCCAUCGCUGUCAUGGUCGUGGUGACCUCCCUGUGCCUGUCACACGAGCACGAGCACUGCCAGGUGGCUCUCAUCUCCAUGUACGCCCUCAGCUUCCUCAUCUUUGCUCCACCCAUGGUCAUCUCCAAUGUGAUCCUCUUCAUCAAGGUGCAGUGUGGCUCCAAGAGACGUCAGCCUAAGAGGCUCUAUAUCGUUAUCUUCCUCACUGUGCUCUUCUUCCUCACCUUUGGAGUGCCCCUCAGCCUCUGGAAUUUCCUGCAGCAGCUCAACCACACCGUUGUGUCCUCCCAGGUGGUUUUCCUGCUCGCCUGCAUCAACAGCAGCAUCAACCCCUUCAUCUACUUCUUGGUGGGGAGCUGCUGGAGGCACUGCUCCAUUGUGUCCCUCCAGGUUGCCUUCCAGAGGGUCUUUGAGGAGACAGGGAUCACCAUAACCUCCAGCUGAGAGGCCACUGUGGUCCCACCAGCCAUGCUGCCCACGCCAGCUUCAUGCUCAGCUGCCCAUCCUUACUCCCAGCCAGGCCUGCAGGUCAUCUUCCUGUGAGUCAGGAUGCAUCCAAAAGCUUCUCCCACCCCUUUUCCCAUUCUACUGAUCCAUGUUGUUGUGUCCA
This is a messenger RNA of Cyanistes caeruleus (blue tit), 2441 nucleotides long. Its product is annotated as mas-related G protein-coupled receptor member H-like. Gene Ontology annotation, cellular component: plasma membrane. NCBI's taxonomy places the organism in Eukaryota, Metazoa, Chordata, Aves, Passeriformes, Paridae. Gene Ontology annotation, molecular function: G protein-coupled receptor activity. Gene Ontology annotation, biological process: G protein-coupled receptor signaling pathway. The record is from RefSeq and is a predicted model, not a curated record.